Messenger RNA from Fulvia fulva, 798 nucleotides. RefSeq lists its product as uncharacterized. Gene Ontology annotation, molecular function: protein binding. NCBI's taxonomy places the organism in Eukaryota, Fungi, Ascomycota, Dothideomycetes, Mycosphaerellales, Mycosphaerellaceae. Bases 1 to 798 code for a protein of 265 amino acids. The record is from RefSeq and is a predicted model, not a curated record. The transcript is spliced from 2 exons.
AUGUGCGACGAGCCUCCAGGUCUACCGAAGAAGAUCACGUUUGAUCUUCGGAGUGAUAUCUAUCAUAGCCUGGGCGCGUGGGCGAACGAGACCAAUCAUCCGGUUGAGUGUCUCGAGUACAACACAAGAUACCUAAUGAUGAGGGCAGGGGCAAUCGAGAGGGGUGACGAUCCAGAGGAGCGCACCGCUUCAGCGUACAACCAAUUCGGGACUGCACAGAUGAUGAUCAACGAGUACGAUGAAGCCGCGAAAGCUUUCGAAAAGUCCAUCGAACUGUACGCGACUCUGCCAGCAGAUACUCCUUGUCAAGACUCGCUUCCCAAGGUAAAUCUCGCCACUGCGCGAUGGUUGAUGUGUGACCUGGAAGGUGCCGAGGUUCUACUUGAACGAGGCAUCUUACAACGAGAGGAGGCCUUUGGCUUCAUGGACCAAGGAUCAUUCCGCACUGGCAGGUUCUAUCACACUCUUGGCAAUGUCACUGGAGCCAGAACAGACUCGAAGAGAGCAAGAUCUGGCACGCAUUACCUUCACACAUCGGACCAUUUGAAUGCUGGAACACUGAUCGAUCAGGCGCUUACAAGCUGGCGACUUGAUGCGUCAUCUUUCAGACACGAGAUCGCCAGGACCACUUGGCUCAAGGCUCGGCAACGAGAAAUGGCGGGUAGGCAAGAUGAAGCGCGUGCGCUUCGAGAGGAAGCUGGCAUGCUACGACGUGAACUGGUACCCGAUGACUACCGUUCAUUCGAGGAGCUGGAGGAUCUGGACUUCGAUAAUCUCGUCGCCUUCUGGUCACGUUGA